Pipistrellus nathusii (Nathusius's pipistrelle) is the source of this 540-nucleotide messenger RNA. Lineage: Eukaryota; Metazoa; Chordata; Mammalia; Chiroptera; Vespertilionidae. The record is from the annotation of a GenBank genome assembly.
AUGGCCUCCCAGAACCGCGACCCCGCCGCCGCCAGAGUCGCCGCCGCUCGCAAAGGAGCCGAGCCCAGCGGGGGCGCCGCCCGGGGCCCGGUGGGCAAGAGGUUACAGCAGGAGCUGAUGACCCUCAUGACGUCUGGCGAUAAAGGGAUUUCUGCCUUCCCUGAAUCAGACAACCUUUUCAAAUGGGUGGGGACCAUCCAUGGAGCAGCGGGCACAGUAUACGAAGACUUGAGGUAUAAACUCUCCCUAGAGUUCCCCAGUGGCUACCCGUACAACGCGCCCACGGUGAAGUUCCUCACACCCUGCUACCACCCCAACGUAGACACCCAGGGUAACAUCUGCCUGGACAUCCUAAAGGACAAGUGGUCGGCCCUGUAUGACGUCAGGACCAUCCUGCUCUCCAUCCAGAGCCUGCUAGGAGAACCCAACAUCGACAGCCCGUUGAACACACACGCCGCAGAGCUCUGGAAAAACCCCACAGCCUUCAAGAAGUACCUACAAGAAAACUACGCAAAGCAGGUCUCCAGCCAAGAGCCCUGA